Messenger RNA from Ostreococcus lucimarinus CCE9901, 276 nucleotides. RefSeq lists its product with no specific name. The record is from RefSeq and is a predicted model, not a curated record. Lineage: Eukaryota; Viridiplantae; Chlorophyta; Mamiellophyceae; Mamiellales; Bathycoccaceae. The coding region runs from base 1 to 276 and encodes 91 amino acids. The transcript is spliced from 2 exons.
AUGCGGGUGCACAUCAAGCCCAGGCUGCAGCAGGAGAAGUGGAGCCUGUACUGGAAGACGUCGAUGUCCACGAGAACGUUCGCGCUCGACGAAUUCGACUUGGAGGUGAAGCACGACGAGACGACGGCGAAGGAGGUGAAGGCGAGAGUGGCGGAGUUCAUCGGGCUCCCGCCCGUGGAGACGUUGCAUCGAUUGGAAGAGUUCGUCGAGCCUUGGGAGUUGAUGUGCGCGCGAGACGACGCGACGGCGACGGCGAAGACGCGACUCCGUCGAUAG